Molecule: messenger RNA, 1599 nt
Organism: Brassica oleracea var. oleracea
Lineage: Eukaryota; Viridiplantae; Streptophyta; Magnoliopsida; Brassicales; Brassicaceae
Product: probable transcription factor KAN3
Exons: 7
Coding region: 199-1317 (372 amino acids)
Molecular function (GO): DNA-binding transcription factor activity; DNA binding
Source: RefSeq, a predicted model, not a curated record
CUUUGGAGGAAUGCAAAGAGAUUCCAGAAAACCAAAAAACCAAAAACAACACAAUAGAUUUCAUUUCGAUCGUUAUCCCUCCGAUUUUUGUGUUUACUCGAAACUUAUUUUCAUUCUAUUCAGUAUAUCAUCGAACGUGCGACAAGAUCAUAUGUUUCUGAUGCAAAAGAGGCAACCCGGGUCUCUCUUUGGUCUUUAAUGGAUAACAACUUUGAAUCCUCAAACGCUUCACAAGGAAGCCGACUACAGUUGCAGCCGCAACCGCCCCAGCCGUUUAAUUUACAAGACGUGGAUACGAUCCAUUACAGUCAAACCUCUCCAUGGACUACCGAGACGUUUUCAGGUUUCACUCCAUACGAUUGCAUAGCUAAUCAAUCUUUCUCCUUACAAUGUUCAUCUUCAAAACCCUAUCCUCCCUCGUUUCAUUCGUACGAUCAUCAAUCUUCGGAUCCUCCAUCAUUGGACCAAUCCCAAUCGAUGGUUCCUAUGCAACCUAGUUCGGAUCAAUAUUUAAAGCCAUUAUAUAAAAGCUCAUGCGUCAACAAUUUUUCAGCAACAAAUGCUUCAUCAGCCUCAUACUCGCUUUGUUUUGGAGCAAGUCAAGAUCCACAAGAAGUAUGUAGGAGGAACUAUAGUAAUUCUAAUGUAACACAACUGAAUUUCUCAUUGUCACAUCAUCAACCUAAGCAAACUCAUUCAAGAUUUUCUUCGCCUUCCUUCUCAACCUAUGGAGGGUCCAUGGUUCGUAACUAUGGGACGGUUACGGGGAACAAGACACGGAUAAGAUGGACUCAAGACCUUCAUGACAAGUUCUUGGAAUGUGUAAACCGCCUUGGUGGUGCUGAUAAGGCAACACCUAAAGCGAUAUUGAAGCUGAUGGAUUCUGAAGGACUCACAAUAUUUCAUGUUAAAAGCCACUUACAGAAGUAUAGGAUUGCGAAAUACAUCCCUGAUCCUCGAGAAGGCAAGUUUGAGAAGAGAUCUUGUUCCAAAGAGCUGUCACAGCUAGACACGAAAACUGGAGUGCAAAUUAAAGAGGCACUCCAGCUUCAACUUGAUGUUCAGAGGCAUCUUCAUGAACAACUAGAGAUUCAACGAAACCUACAAGUGAGGAUCGAAGAACAAGGGAAACAAUUGAAAUUAAUGAUAGAACAACAGCAAAAAACAAAAGAGAGCCUUCUCAAGUCACCAAACGCCGAAGUAUCGUUGCCUCUCUCCGCUUUCGAUCACUCUCCUCCACCUUUCCCGUUACAAGACGCCGAAGCCAUGAUGCUACCAAGUUAUGAAGACACUCAUUUCCAAUCAAAGAUAAGUUGAACAACGAGAGAUUGGCUAAAUAAAAAAAGGCCUAAAGCAUGUUUUCUACUCUAUUCAAAGUUGUAUGAAGUUAUAAGAGUCGCGACAAGAGAAUUAUCAAAGUGGUACACACACUAACACUUGGAAACAGAAUCAGGUACUUUAUGUGUGCAAGUGGUGUGUGAUGGGGUACGUCUUAGUCAUAGACUAGUAGAUGUGUGAGAUUAUUCUUAAUUAUCUAUUUGUUUUAAAAGAACUCAUACAAAGAGAUAGCUUCUUAAAUUAGUAACGCUACUUUUACCA